AUGGGCUACCUCCUCUACAGCCUCAGUUUCCUCGUCCUCGUAACCGGCACCCUCCUCUUCCUCACCCGCGCCCGCUGGAUCCCAGCCUUCCAAGACGCAUUCCACAGCCUAACCCAGCACCUCCCGGGCGGCGAAUACCUCUACUCGCGACUAGCGCCAGGCUCCUUCGAGGACGACAUCGAAGCCGGCCUGUCGUCGUCCACGUUCGAUUUGACGGGCAAUGUCGAGGGCGGGGAUGGCCGGGCGGGACUGGACGAUGCGGCGAAGAGGGAGGUGUUGCGGAUUAUGAAAAAGAGGCGGCUUAAGUUUGAUGAGGCAAGGCGGGUGUAUAUGGAGCAGCGGUUUCAGGAGAAUGGGAUUGGUGCGGAUGGGAGACCGAGGGACCCGAAGUUUGUCAGCUUUUCGUGA
Dichotomopilus funicola is the source of this 408-nucleotide messenger RNA. RefSeq lists its product as uncharacterized. The coding region runs from base 1 to 408 and encodes 135 amino acids. The transcript has a single exon. Lineage: Eukaryota; Fungi; Ascomycota; Sordariomycetes; Sordariales; Chaetomiaceae. The record is from RefSeq and is a predicted model, not a curated record.